Molecule: messenger RNA, 1179 nt
Organism: Vicia faba (fava bean)
Lineage: Eukaryota; Viridiplantae; Streptophyta; Magnoliopsida; Fabales; Fabaceae
Source: the annotation of a GenBank genome assembly
AUGGGGGUCAACCUCUUUCAUGACCCAUGGCCCCAGUGUGUAACUUGUGUCGCAGAGAACAUUAUGUCUCGCGAUCUGAAAAUAUCUGCGGAGAUUUAUAUUGAAACCCUCCGCGGAUGGGUGGAGGAGAUAAAGGAGAACCCUAAUCCCCUAAAAUACCUCAUUAGGGAACACCUUAUUGGAAAUGAACGGAGAAGUGGUGGAACGUGCGGAACCACAUAUUGGAUCACUCCAGUGCGGCACGAAGCCGCUGACGCCGAGUCGGCUCCUAUGCCGCUAGCUAUGCCCUGCUUGGUCCCCCGGCACGGUGGAGCGUUGGCGGGUCCUGGAGUGCCUGUCAAGGGCGCUAGCGCAUACCCCGGGGUGAUCAUCACCACCUGCACCUCACAUCUCGGCACAGCGGAACGUGUAACCCGGCGGGUUCUUUGCGGGUUCUUUAAGCUCAGCGGGUUCUUUGCAUUUGUAUCGGUCCGGGGUUUGCCUUUCCCGUCCUACUUAUUGUAUGCUGAUGACAUUCUGCUUUUCUGCGCGGCAUCUAUCUCUAAUGCCAAGGAGAUUCUUAAGAUCUUGAAAGACUAUGCUGAAAUUUUAGGCCAGUUCCAUAAUCCUGACAAGACAAGUCGAAGGUCUUCUUUGGCUCUCGACUCUCUCAUUGGAAUCUCAUUCAUCGUAUAUAAUAUUAUGAUAUGCCCGUACCCGCGUGGCGAAGAUGCUUCGACUAAGUGCUCCAAGCUCUGCCCCGCCAUAGCUCUUUCGGGAAAAGUUACUUGCGAGGUUGCCGAGGGAUCAAGGGAUGGCCUUGUCAUCAUCAUCUUUAACUGGAGAUAUGGACCGCGGAGCAUCUUCUCGACCUGGAGGAAGAUCCCGGAUUGGAGCAUAAGAUGGAGAUGCGGCAGACGCUCACAGAUCGCUUCCUAUAUUAGACUUCCAUUGCAAGUAAGAAUGAGUCGUCUUUCUCGAUUCCUGCUUUCAUUUGCCUGGAUCGUCUUUCUCCGCCGGCAUGGGCACAUACGGAUCGCCGCUACCUUCAAAUUGCUUACUCUAUCGCGGGUGAGGUUUCUCCCGGCCCAUUCUAAGAGUCCUACUGAACUCUCACCCUCCUCCUCAGGGUUCGAACUACCCGGAGCAUUCCCCGGCCCUUCUUCAAGGCUGGUGUCCCGUGUUCGAAUCAAUCGCUAA